CUCCUCUCUCUUCGGCGUGAGCGGCCAGGGACGAAGGACGUUCGCCUCUGUCGGUUCUUGACGCUCACUGAACUCACGGCGACAGUUUUUCCGGAAACAAAGAGCGGGGCGAUUUGAUCCUCUCCGCUUGCUACUACAAGGCCUACUGUGGAGAGAGAGAGAGAGAGAGAGAGAGAGAGAGAGAGAGAGAGAGAGAGAGAGCCGGUUGUGUUCUGAAGGGCUGAUAGAAGCUGCUUUGUUUUGACUCACGAUUGGAGAGGAGGAGUGAGUAAUCAAACCAGGCGGAAUCAGAAGAACGGGGUGGACAGAGGGGAAGCAGAACCAUUCUGCCGGACGAAGGAGAAUUAGAAAUCUAGAGGUUUUAGCGUCAGCUGUGCUGGCGAUGUUACCGCUUUGAUAUUGUUGUCCUUGAGACUGGAAACGUAUCCGAGGCUUAAAAAAAGACUGGAAUUGUGGUGUUUGUUUUUAAUAUAGAUCUAGAGACAUACGCACUGUGCAGAACAAGUGAUUCGAGACCAUACCUGUGUGUUGUUUUGGGGUGUUUUGUUCUGAAAGGAGGCGUUGACCAAAGUGAGAACAAUGGCAAAGAAUGCCCAGAUAGCUAUUGGACCUUUCACAGACAGUCCCAGCUAUGCGGAACUCAGCAAACCUUUCAUGAAUUCUGGUGUAAAUUUUGUGAUAAAAAAUCCUCAGCCAUCUGGUCAGCCUCAAAUGAAAAGAGACAUUGGACUGCUGCUGGAGCCAUUUGCUGCCGAAGUGUGGGUUAUGAUCUUGUUGGCAUUUGUGGCUGUCAGUCUUGCCUUGUUCCUGAUUGGCCGAUUUAGUCCUUAUGAAUGGGCUCGGGUGGCGAAAGAGAAAGAUGUUAGACAUGCAAGGACAAGUUUUGGCCUUAAAAACAGCUUUCUCUUUGCUGCAAGCACUCUGGGAUGGCAAGGUUAUCGAGAAGCUCCGAAGUCAACUUCAGGGCGGAUCCUGAUGUGCAUGUGGUUCUUCUUCACGGUGUUUGUCCUGCUCUCUUACACCGCCUGCCUUUGCUCCAUUUUGACCAUCAGAAGUCACAACUCAGUGCAGCCAGUUGAAGACAAGCGAUAUGUUCCAUUUAAGGAUGCGGCAGACAUUUUGGACAAGAAGAAUGUGAAAGUUGGAGCUAUGAAAUACAGCUAUGUUUACAAGACUCUGCAGGAUUCAAAGUCAUCAGGAGAUCUUUCCAAAUUGUUCAAUUACAUUGAAAACUCUCAGGACUGGAUACAAAAUGAAAACGAAGGCAUCCAAAGGGUGAAAGAUUCUGGUGGCAAGUAUGCCUUGCUCAUAGGGAGUGUGAAAGCUGACUACAUAGAAAGCAGACACUGUGAUCUUGUGACGUAUGGAGGACUGACGGAUAAAUACUUCAGAUACACAUUUGCGAUAUCUUCACGUUCUUUAUUAACUACAAAGAUCAACUGGGCUCUCCUUCGGCUGAAAGAAGACGGACAACUUCACAUGAUGCAAAUGGAAUACUUCAUAAAAGGUCAAAAGUGUCCCGCCAACGACAAGAGCAAGCUGGUUCCUGUGUCAGAGAAAUCAGCUGUUCCUUUUGCUUCAACAUACUCUCGCCUGGAUAUGAGAGAUAUGGCUAUUGCAUUCUUAUUUCUGUUUCUUGGAGUAUUAGCAGCAGGUGCUGCUCUAGGAGCUGAGAUCUUCUACAGGCGUUGGCUGCUUUCCAAGAGAGAUCCAGACAAGAAAGUGAGAGAGCCUCUGAACACAGAAAGUGGAAUCUCCAGGGCCCCCAAAGCCACUCCCCCUCCGCCGCCAAUCUACAAAGUGAACAAACUCCAGGAAAACGAUAAGAACAAAAAAGAGGAAAAUGUUGCGAAAGUUGCUCAAAGCUCUGAUGUUGAGAAAGGGAAUGAUAUUGAAUUAGAAGUUGUGGAAGACAAGCCUUAUGCAGCAAAGGUGGAGCUGGAGAGUACUGAUGAAAUUAAUGAUGCUGGCACGAAGCCUGAGCUGCCAUCAGUUGACACAACCGCUGGUGUUAAAGAGAAUGUGUGAUUCAAAAA
This is a messenger RNA of Aplysia californica (California sea hare), 2036 nucleotides long. Its product is annotated as glutamate receptor. The record is from RefSeq and is a predicted model, not a curated record. NCBI's taxonomy places the organism in Eukaryota, Metazoa, Mollusca, Gastropoda, Aplysiida, Aplysiidae. Gene Ontology annotation, biological process: monoatomic ion transport; modulation of chemical synaptic transmission; synaptic transmission, glutamatergic. Gene Ontology annotation, cellular component: plasma membrane; postsynaptic membrane. Gene Ontology annotation, molecular function: glutamate-gated receptor activity; transmitter-gated monoatomic ion channel activity involved in regulation of postsynaptic membrane potential.